Messenger RNA from Fusarium odoratissimum NRRL 54006, 2519 nucleotides. Its product is annotated as 60S ribosomal protein L30. Bases 1700 to 2032 code for a protein of 110 amino acids. Lineage: Eukaryota; Fungi; Ascomycota; Sordariomycetes; Hypocreales; Nectriaceae. Gene Ontology annotation, cellular component: cytosolic large ribosomal subunit. The transcript has 3 exons. Gene Ontology annotation, molecular function: RNA binding; structural constituent of ribosome. The record is from RefSeq and is a predicted model, not a curated record.
CUUCCAACACUCUUCAAGUACAAUCUUCUAUAUGCACAAUCCCAAGUAUCUUGAAAUGAGAUAUAAGCAUCCAGAAAUGGUAGUAUUCCUCCUGCAUCAAAAUUCCCCCGAAGGUGAGCGGGAGUACACCACCAUGUUCGGCAGGGAGUAUGAGUGGAUAUGCGGACAGCAUGGCCCGCCAAUCACCAGGCCAAAAAUGAGAAUGCCAGGCUUGAGCUGAUCGAUGAGCAAUUGUCUGACAACGAUAAGCCAAGCAACGCAUGGCUUAGAAAUUGAGAGGCACAUUUCACAGGGUUACAGAUCUCAGAAAACAUAUCCCGUGCUUAGAUAAGACCUACCACUCUAGUCAAAGUCAGAAAUCUUUGAGUGAUAUCAUUAAUGAUGCGGUGCACGAUGAGGAGAAACAGAGUUCUGAAUGCAAGAUUUCAAUUUGCCUAACCGGCACCUUUCAACUAGUAAAGUCUCGAGAGGUCCUUAUUUGACAAGCCAUUUUGACGCCAGAAAACCCAGAUUCCAUCCUGUCCAUCAUUUCUUUAAGCCUCAGACUUGAAGGCAUCGGGGAAGCGGCGGAUGUUGCGCUCCAGAGAACCGUGGUUGGAAAGGAACUGGACAUAAGCACCGUCGACCUUGACGCGGCCAGCAGCCUUCUUGUCGAGGUACUCCUCACGUCGGAGAGGGGUGAAGCCCCAGUUCUUGGAGACAAUGAUCUUUUGUCGGCCAGGGAACUUGUACUGGGAUCGUCGGAGGGCCUCGAGGGCAAUGGCACGGUCUGGUAGUUGAUUAGUAAGAUGGCUUCAAAGUGGCAAAACGGAUUACACAUACUAGCAUCACGAGUGCGGACGCUCAUGAGAAUCUGGCCAAUGUUGACACGGGCGACAGUGCCGUUGGGCUUACCCCAGGCACCACGCAUACCGGUCUGCAGUCUAUCGGCACCGGCACAAGACAACAUCUUGUUGAUACGGACAACGUGGAAGGGGUGGGCGCGGACUCGGAGGUGGAAACCCUCCUUACCGGUGUUCUUGACGAGGUACUUGUUGGCGCAAAUACGGGCGGCCUCGAGGGCCUCGGAGCUCAGCUGCUCAUACUCGUUGGAAACGAGGUGAAUGCAGAGAGGGAAGUCGUCAACAUUGGCGCGCUUUCGGCCAAGAUCGAAGAUUCGGAUCUUGGGGUCGGGGACACCACGGUUGAACCGAGACUUGGGGUACGGCUGGAGGGGGAGUCAGUAUGAUAUUAUCUUCAGAAGUUUGUGAUUCAUAAUCAGAGAGGCCACCCCGCAGAAGCGCAGCACUGGGUAUUUCGUCGCGGAAAUGAAGCAGCGAGGUCAAAAUCACGAUAUUUCUGGAGAUGAUUCGAAUAAAGAAAAACUCACCUUGUUCUUGCAGUACCGGUAGCAACGAGCAGGACGGCGCGCCAUUUUGUCGGAGUUUGAUGGAUAUCCGGUUGAUGGUGUUGGUGUAGGAGAAAGCAGAGCAGCACACAAAGAAUGUCCCAAACAGCCUUUCUCGCAAUGUCUGCUCAUUUGUCAGCGGAUGAGGUCAGCGGGUAAAUGUCGGCUUAGGGCUCUGCAACGGCAGGAGCGUAUCGGGGUUAGCCCACUCCACGCACUUGCCUUUCAAAAACCCAUGCAACUUUUUCUUCACACUUUCAGCUUCCAUCAACGAACGUCAAGUCACCGCCAACCCGUCGCCCAACAAUCACAAUGGCCCCCCAGAAGAAGAGCAAGAAGGAUGCCAACAGCAUCAACUCCAAGUUGGCGCUUGUUAUGAAGUCCGGAAAGGUCACUCUUGGCUACAAGUCUACCCUCAAGAGCCUCCGAUCCGGCAAGGCCAAGCUCAUCAUCAUUGCUGGCAACACUCCUCCUCUCCGCAAGUCUGAGCUCGAGUACUACAGCAUGCUGUCCAAGGCCCCCAUCCACCACUUCUCUGGCAACAACAUUGAGCUCGGUACCGCCUGCGGUAAGCUCUUCCGUUGCUCCACCAUGGCCAUCCUCGACGCUGGUGACUCCGACAUUCUCAGCGACCAGCAGGCUUAAGUGUCUCGCUGAUAGAGAAUGCAUUUUAUGGCGUUUGGGGUAAAAUGGGUCCAGGGCAUAUGAGGAUAUACCAAUCUGAGUGAUGAAAAAGCGACAACUCUUAGUGAGAGCAUGCGAUGCAAGAAAGCUGGCAGUUCUCCCCUUGACCUAUGCGUCUUGGGCUUCGUUGGACUUGGUAUUGAUUACCAGUUCAAGCCAAUAAAAAAUAAAGCUCAUGAACAUUGUUCCCCGCCAAUAUAUGUCUUGUCCCUGUGAUUGUAACAUUGGUUGUCAUGCAAUUGGUUUUGUUAAUGCCGUGUUCGGUGUUGCGACAACAGAGCUCUAAUGUAAUGUAUGAACUCAAUCACUCCAUUGUCAAGCACGCAAUACGGAAGCAUUCCCCUUCACCUGUAUAUAGCAUUUUGUUGCUCAUUAUCCAUACUUGAACAAGGUUUCCUAGUUCUUAAGUCAACAUCUUAUAUUUUGUAUUAUCCCUGUUCUAGAGGCA